AUGCCACACACGAACAUCAACCUGGAUCUGUUUCUGGAGCUGGUUAACUUCUGCGUAGGAUCCAGCUAUUUCGUAUACGAUGGGAAGUACUACGAACAGGUGUUUGGAACGGCCAUGGGCAACCCACUAUCACCCAUAGUUGUUGAUCUGAUAAUGGAAAGCCUAUUAGACACUACUAUGCGCAAGUUGAACUUCAAACCACCGUUCAUUCGCAAAUAUGUGGAUGACCUGAUAACAGCGAUACCACUUGAAAAACUACAGCAUAUUCUGGACGUAUUUAACAGCUAUGACGUUCACAUCCAGUUCACACACGAGUUGGAAGUGAACAACAAAUUACCGUUUUUGGACAUGUUACUCGUCAGACAGGACAACCAGCGGAUAAAAACAGAAUGGUACAUGAAACCCAUCGCCAGUGGACGUUUUCUUGAUUUCCUUUCGUACCAUCCCAUGAGCAUGAAACUGAAUGUUGCCAAAAACUUCAUCAGCCGAGUCUACCGACUAUCCACCAACCAAUCAGACGAAGAAAAAGCAAACAUCAUCGACAACCAGCUCAGACUCAAUCACUAUCCUGCUCAUCUACGACACCGUCUGAUAAAUCGCAUGACCGAACAUCGCCAAUCGCCUAGCAUAACAUCAGCCGACGAGGAUCAACAACAGCAAACACCUCCAGUCCGGCAAGACACAGCACCAUCCGAACAAUCUACAGGAUCCAACCAACAGCACCUGGAACAUACUUACCGGUCAAUGCAAGACUAA
Ochlerotatus camptorhynchus is the source of this 756-nucleotide messenger RNA. RefSeq lists its product as uncharacterized. The coding region runs from base 1 to 756 and encodes 251 amino acids. Lineage: Eukaryota; Metazoa; Arthropoda; Insecta; Diptera; Culicidae. The transcript is spliced from 2 exons. The record is from RefSeq and is a predicted model, not a curated record.